AUGGAACGGACGUGGAAGGAGAUAAAUGAAACAAUUGUUAGUGAAAAUGAUUUAAUGUCUCUGACAAAGUCUCACAACGUCAGUGUCUAUCGUAGAGAAAAUUUUAAAAAUUAUGAAUCAAUAACAUAUAGAUGUUCACAAUAUCGAACUUUUACCAAAUGUCAAUAUCAAUUAAAAGCAAAAAUCUAUCAUGAUGGUACUUAUCAAAUUUUUUAUUCUCAACACCAUGAACAUGAAUUACUUGAAGAUACACGUUUACCAACUGAUAUUCGUUCAAAUAUUCGUGAUCUUGCUAUGAAAGGUUUAACCAUCAAUCAAAUACAAAAAAUGAUGGAGUACGAAAAGAAAAAUAUUCGUUCUUCUAUAACAUUUAUUGAUGAUUUAAAAGCAUGGUGUUCUAGUAGAGCAUCAUAUCCACAUCCAGAUAAAAUACAUCAGCCUUUUGUACCAUUUUUCGAGGUUACUAAUAUUGAUAAUAUUUUUGUUUGCAUCACAACUCGUCAACUCCUGUCGACGUCUACUGAUGAAACAACAGAAACAUUUGUAACAUUUCUUAAAGGUAUACAAGUUUGGGCAGCAACAGCUAAUCAUCAACCAUAUACAAAAAACGUGAUAAUGGCUGAUGGUGCUCCUGGUUUAACAGCAGCUGUGUAA
Messenger RNA from Rotaria sp. Silwood1, 654 nucleotides. Lineage: Eukaryota; Metazoa; Rotifera; Eurotatoria; Philodinida; Philodinidae. The record is from the annotation of a GenBank genome assembly.